AUGGAUGCAUUCAGAGCACCUGAAAAUGAGUCGCUGAUAUCCAGUUCCUCUGGUCCAGCCAGAUGGGAUCCCUUCCGUCGUCCCUUGGACUCCAUCCAGCCCUGGCACUUCAGGCUUCUGGCAGCAGUAAUGUUGGUGGUGACCUCCCUGUCGCUUGCUGAGAACCUGGCUGUAAUCCUGGUAACUUUUAAGUUCAAGCAAUUGAGACAACCUGUCAAUUAUGUUUUAGUCAAUUUGUCUGUGGCUGAUUUCCUGGUCUCACUGACUGGUGGCACCAUCAGCUUUUUAACGAAUCUAAAAGGUUACUUUUACAUGGGAUACUGGGCUUGUGUACUGGAAGGAUUUGCUGUCACAUUUUUUGGCAUUGUGGCUCUCUGGUCUCUCGCUCUGCUGGCUUUUGAGCGGUACAUUGUGAUCUGCCGCCCAUUGGGAAAUAUGCGCUUGAGGGGGAAGCACGCAGCCCUAGGUAUUGCCUUUGUGUGGACGUUUUCCUUCAUUUGGACCGUUCCACCAACAAUGGGUUGGAGUAGUUACACCACCAGUAAGAUUGGAACUACUUGUGAGCUUAACUGGUACUCAGGAGCUUAUACUGACCACACGUACAUUAUUGCAUUCUUCACCACCUGUUUUAUAGUGCCUUUAUCGGUGAUUUUGGUAUCCUAUGGAAAACUUAUGCGGAAGCUAAGAAAGGUAAGAAGCAGAACUUAUAAGUAA
Messenger RNA from Phaethon lepturus (White-tailed tropicbird), 714 nucleotides. RefSeq names its product opsin-VA-like. Lineage: Eukaryota; Metazoa; Chordata; Aves; Phaethontiformes; Phaethontidae. Gene Ontology annotation, biological process: G protein-coupled receptor signaling pathway. The transcript has 3 exons. Gene Ontology annotation, molecular function: G protein-coupled receptor activity. Gene Ontology annotation, cellular component: photoreceptor outer segment; membrane. The record is from RefSeq and is a predicted model, not a curated record. The coding region runs from base 1 to 714 and encodes 237 amino acids.